AUGAAGUUUGAACAAGCUUUGAUUUCGCGCCUCGCAAAACACAAACCGCUCGAUCGAGUCGGCGCUUCCGUUGCUACGUCGCCCGCGUUCGCAUUAGCCGCCAAAUGGUCCCACAAGAAGAAAGUUUUCAAGGAAAGAAUCGACUCGUACCCACCUCUCUCGUCAAACGUGUUUGCCCAGAUCGCGGGAUCCGCUAAUCGUGCCAUCAUCCCGUCGCGCCUGGUGGUGCCACGUGAUUUCUUCAUCAAGAUGGUGUGCGCAGAAAACGAAUUUGCCGACUCCAAGUUCCAGCAGGUGCUUGUUCCUGACCUCAGACCCGUUGCAAAAACCACAGACCAUGUGGUGUAUUUGCCAAACGAUAUCAAAUUCUAUAGCGAUUUCCUGCUCAGCGAGAAAAACAAGGAUUUCCAGUUCACCCCGCCAUUCAUGGUGGCUUUGGAAAAGGGGUUCACCCCCAUUGGGUUCCUGGCCCAGAAUCUCAAGGUGAUUUCUCAAAUAACGCUAGAAAAACUUCAAUUGCAGCUCGACCAGCUCCCAAAAGACCUCGCAGUGCGCAACAACGCCAGUUUUGUCACUCUGUCGUUCUCACGGGCCCCCGAAAUCGUCACCUUCUCGCCGCUCACGUUCCAUAUCAAUAUCCCAGAUAGCCAGAUGGAAAAAGCACUCCAGAAACUCCCAAAAAAAAUACCAAUAAACCCGCAGACAGUGCCGUUCUUGAAGACACUGUAUAAGACACUCAUCUACUACGAAAGAUCGGAUUAUCUCUUAUCUUAA
This is a messenger RNA of Ogataea philodendri, 774 nucleotides long. RefSeq lists its product as uncharacterized. The transcript has a single exon. Bases 1 to 774 code for a protein of 257 amino acids. Lineage: Eukaryota; Fungi; Ascomycota; Pichiomycetes; Pichiales; Pichiaceae. The record is from RefSeq and is a predicted model, not a curated record.